Messenger RNA from Mesitornis unicolor (brown roatelo), 2187 nucleotides. It is a transcript of the gene HPS6, whose product is annotated as Hermansky-Pudlak syndrome 6. NCBI's taxonomy places the organism in Eukaryota, Metazoa, Chordata, Aves, Mesitornithiformes, Mesitornithidae. The transcript has a single exon. The annotation marks the transcript as partial. Gene Ontology annotation, cellular component: lysosomal membrane; BLOC-2 complex. The record is from RefSeq and is a predicted model, not a curated record. Gene Ontology annotation, biological process: lysosome localization; protein localization to membrane; melanocyte differentiation.
AGCCCUGUGACAUUGGGCUCCUGGGUGCUGGCCCUUGUGUGGGAACAUGGUCGGACCGAGGUCUGGCACUUCAUGGUGGCCAUGGGCUGGCAGCUGCUGCAGACUCUGGAGCUCUGCCAGGGUGCCCGGGCACGAGUCAUCUCCGUGUGCAGCCAGGGAGCCAGCCUGGUGUGGUGUGAGGAGAGGCCUCCCCUGGAUGCCCACUCGGACAUGAGCAAAUGUGCCUUCAGGUUCUGUGUCUGUACCCGGGCACUGGAGGUGGGGGAGCAAGGUGUGCGGCUGGGCACCGUGAGGAUGGUCCUGCACAACAGCCCUGAGUACCACGUCCUGGCCUCCCCACAGCACGUCUUCCUGGUGCCUGUCACUGCCGGCUUUGCCACCACUUCCAAAUUCCUCCUCGUCUGGCAUCCUGAGAAGGCAAAGCUCACCAUCACAGCCCCCUCUGCAGGCUUCAUCCACAGCAAGGUGCUGCACUCCAGCAGCGAGUCAGACUUCAGGAAGCUCCUGCUUGGCUCUGUGGGUCGUCUUCCAGGUUUGGCACCUCUGGACAUUUAUACCUCCGCCAUGUCCAACAGCGGGGGUCUGCUGCUGGUGAGCACAAAGGGUGCUGUGAACAUGGUGGAGCCAGAUGGGACACAGAGGCAUAUCUUUGACCUGGAGGGGGGGGCCCUGACACAAGGAAGUCUCGUCCAGCUGAAGACCUUUGGGAGCAUCCUGGCCUGUGUGCUGGCUGGGGUCCUGUACCUCGUUGACCAGAACAGUGGAAGGCUCAUAGAGAAGAAAAUCCUAAGCAUGAAAGAGGUGCAUUUACUGGAGUCCCCGGGAGAGGAGGACAGUAUCCAGCUCCUCACUCAAACUGGUAUCUACAGCUUUAGCUUCUCCAAGUUUGAGGACUGCAGCAGACCUGAGCCGUGCCUGGUGGAGAUGGUGUUCGAGGAGGCCUGCAGAUACUACCAGAGGAGAAGCCUCAGCAGCUCCAAGCUGACAGUGGAGAAGUUGAAGAAAGGUGGCGUGUUCCAGGCUCCUGUGGCCCUUGCUGCUAUCCUGCGGCACAGCCUCCACCAGAAGCAGAAGCCAGCCCGAGACCUUCAAGACACUUACACCAAGCUGUUGAGCACAAUGAGCCUGGAACUGCAGAGCUACAUGAGCCUGGAGCUCCUCAAGACCUGUGUGGUGUGUGCCCCAGAGAGUGAGGUGGAAAGCUACUGUGAGGAACUGGUGGAGCAGGAGGUCAGCCGUGUUCUGCACUCUGACAUUGACAAGGACAACUUGGCCUACCUCAACUCCAUCUUUGUCUCCUUCCCCAAGGCCGCCUGGAAGGCCACGAGGAGUUGCCUGCAGCUGCAGCAGAAUGGGGACGGCCUCUUAGUAGCCAGGGCCACCCCAGAGGUGUGGAAGAAGGUCCUGGGAGCACCGCAGCAGGAGGAGGUGGGUCAGAAUGGGGUGGUCCCACUCUUUGAGCUCAUCUGUACCUCCUUCCUGAGAUUCAAACCCAAGUGGCUGCCCAGUUUUGUGGAGCUCACCCAGCAGUAUGUUAGCAUCUCUUGGGCAUACAGCAGCAAGGAGGGCCCAGAGGGCCGGGUACCACUGUACAAGAGAGCGCUGGGAGUACUGGCCAGGAAGAACAAGCACAGCGAGGGAGAUGAUGAGAUGGAGCUCGAGCUGCUGCUCUGCAGCAAGAGGCCCAAGGCUGUGCUGCAAGCUCUGCACCUUCUCAUCUGCUUGAAGCGGUGGCAGCGAGUGGUAGAGGUGGCAGAGAAGUUCUCCAAGCUCAGCCCCUUGCUUAACAAGGAGAUAUUCACAACACUGCUGGCAGAGUUUGCCCAGCACCGGGAGCUGGACCCUUAUCUGGACACACUGUGGCCACUGUGCCCCGCUGAGCUCACUGCCUCGGACAUCCUCACGGUGGUCCUUAAGCACCUCCCUCACACUCAGGAGGACCCCAUGCCCUUCUCCAGUGAGGAGAACCAGCUGACUGUUGGCUUGCUCAAGCCACUGCUGCAAAGGGUUGUGCAGCGUCCCUGCAUCCAGGACGAGAUGUACUCAGAUGCCUUGCAGAGCCCCACUUUCCCCCCUCCUACCCCACCCCGAGAGCACAAGAUCCCCUUAAAAGCAGCAGCCGAUGAUGCCCCUCAGCCACCCAUGGUAAGGACUCCCUCCCCCUCUGUGCAGGGCGACACUGCGUGA